Staurois parvus is the source of this 319-nucleotide messenger RNA. The record is from the annotation of a GenBank genome assembly. Lineage: Eukaryota; Metazoa; Chordata; Amphibia; Anura; Ranidae.
GGUUGGGAUGAGUACGGAGUAGUGGCCAUUGGUUGGGAUGAGUACGGAGUAGUGGUCAUUGGUUGGGAUGAGUACGGAGUAGUGGCCAUUGGUUGGGAUGAGUACGGAGUAGUGGCCAUUGGUUGGGAUGAGUACGGAGUAGUGGCCAUUGGUUGGGAUGAGUACGAGAGUAGUGGCCAUUGGUUGGGAUGAGUACGGAGUAGUGGCCAUUGGUUGGGAUGAUACGGAGUAGUGGCCAUUGGUAUGAGUACGACUAGUUGACUAUUGGUUUUGGCAGUUAGUAGAUCAUUAGUGAGGUUUAGUAGGGCAGUUUCAGUGG